AAUAUAAAUUUCUGAAAUGUUACGGUUUGGUCUUUUGGUAUGGUUGAAGAUGGACUUGUUUGACCACAUAUUUAUAGGCAAAAUUGUUAUUUUGGUGCCUUGUGGGUGAUGAAUACUUGCAGGAAUGUUUGUAGUGACAUAUGUGGAAUUUACCAAACUUAGCAAAGAAAUUGGAGAGAGUAUAGAUAUAAAUGAAACAACAUGAAUCCCAUGACCAAUGUGAAGAAUAUUAAGAAGUUAAGUGAACUUGAAUUGAAACGGAGUCUGAAGACAUCAUGGCAUGACCAGUAUAAAGAUAGCGCCUGGAUUUUCAUCGGAGGUUUACCAUAUAAUUUAACAGAAGGCGACGUUAUUUGCGUCUUCUCACAGUAUGGUGAGGUGGUUAACUUGAAUUUGGUUCGUGACAAAGCAACUGGCAAAUCCAAGGGGUUUUGUUUCCUCUGUUAUGAAGAUCAGCGAAGCACUGCGUUGGCAGUUGAUAACCUGAAUGGCAUAAAACUGCUUGGCCGCACGAUACGUGUCGAUCAUGUGGCUGACUACAAGCCACCAAAAGAUUCUGAUAAACUGGAUGAAGACACACGGAAACUCCACGCUGAGGGAUGUGCACCAUCACAUGGCACUCUACCCAUGAAACAUGAAGAAGAAAAGAAAGAUAAAUCUAAGACAAAAUCAAAGAAAGAGAAGAAAAAGAAAAGGAAGAAGAAUAAGAAGAAGAAGCAGGUUUCAAGUAGUGAAGAGAGUUCCAGUGACAAUUCCAAUUCACGUUCGGGUUCUGAAAGUGAUAUGAACAGUGAAGACAGUGUUGCAAGCCCACGCAACAAAAAACCGAAGCAUAGCACGAAAAAGGGUGGAAAGAAACGUAAGAAAAAGUUAAAGGUUGCAACAAGUGACAGUGAUACAUCAACAGAAAAUGAGACUAUUAGGGAAUCUCGUGAGAAGCGCCGUAAACUUGUUGAGAAAAUUAAGACCCUGGAGGCUGUUCUUAAUUAUACUAGAAAAGCAGCAAAGAAACCAGGUGUCAGUGAAGAGUCAUCAUCAAAAUCUAGGCCAGAGGAGUCAGUUGACAAGGCACAUGAUGAAUAUUAUAGUCGCAAAAGUGAGAAAAGUUCUACCAGUGAACGAGCUGAUAAACAGAAAAAUCAUUAUUAUGAGAAUGGAACAUCAGACAGAAAAGCAAAUCGGGAUGACAGCGUGUCCAGGAGGCAGGAGCAGGCAGCUGGUGAGGCUGGGGAGUGUGACGACAGGCGGUGGAGAAGGAGCAAUGGUACAAAUACUUCAAGAGAUAGAGAAAGGUUCCGACCACAAGAGAGAAGUCGAGACAGAGACAGAGAUUGGGAUCAUAACAGGUUUAGGGCACGUGACAGAGAACGAUUUACCAGGGACAGGGACCGUGACAAACAUUGGGAUAGGGGUCAGGAACGUUAUAGGAGGUGAGAGGUUAUGUUGGAGUAUUUGUACCUUUCAUUUCAUGUCCUACAGGUAUGCAGUCUCACUGCCAAGCCACACAAGAAGCAGAAAGUGCAGAAAAUGAAACGUUUUGCCUGGUUGUGCCAUCUGUUAAUGUGAGUGCCAAGUAGGUCAGAUAUGUGAACAGGAAUUACAUCUGAUAGAAACCCAGUCUAAGCAUCAGCAGACUGAAUCAUUGGUUGCAGAUGCAACAGGGCCAGCCUCAUUGUCUGAGUGAAUUAGUUCACUGGCAGGGGCAAUCAGAAAGUAAAUUUACAAUAAUAUUAUAUUUGAGCAUCCUGUUGCAUUUCUGUAUCACUCACUCACUUCCAUCUUUAAUGCAACUUAAAUCUAUUCACAGUCUCUUUAAUUUAAAAUAACAUUGAAAUCACAUCAAUUGUUACAAGUUUUGGUCCUGUGUGGCCAUCUUCAGGCAACCAUUCACUCUUUGAAAUUGUUGCACUGCACCAAAUCGUUAAGUCAGUAUAUUUCCAUGCUGUUUCAUAUAGUUCACAGUAAAAUGUGUUUGUCUGAGACUCUCUCUCUCUCUGCAUUCUGCUUUAUUUUCCCUAUGUGGUGUCCAUAUUUGUUCCCUUUUCUUAUGUAUGUUCUCCCUUAUAUACUUACGCUCAGCUAAUGAGGACGUACAUAAGAGGGCACAAGAUGGACACCACAUAAGGAAAAUAACGCAGAAUGCAGAGAGUUUUAUUCUCAGACAAACAUAUUUUAUGUAAGAUUUGAGGUUUUCACGGCAUUGUUAACACCACAUCUACACGGCGCCGCAUCCCAGAAGACUGCUUUCUUCAAACAUAUUUUAGUCUGAACAACGAUAUGCAAUGGCAUGGAAAUAUAUUCACUUAACGAUCCAGUGCAGUACGACAGUUUCAAAAAGUGAACAGUUGCCCAGUGGGGCCAAAACAUGUAGCAAUUGGUGUGAUUUUAAUUUAUUGAGAGAUUGUGAACAGUUUUAAUUUCCAUUAAAGACGGAGGAGAAUGAGUAAGUUUACAAGGCAUAUAAUCCCACAACUAAAGGAUCUGCUCUGUUGAGGGUAUGUUUGGAUGAAUUUGUUAGUCAUUGUUAACAACACUGUAUGUCAGUUUGCCUAUUUGCCACAUCUUAUGUGUAGUAGUCAGUUGAACGAACAUAGCUACUCGACUGGAGUGGUGGUCCAGGAAUGAAGUCCAUUCUGAAUUCUGUCUUUGAAUGCAAGAAAUGCAUUGGUGACAGAAAUUCAGAGGUUUAUAAUGAAUGUGCAAUGAAUCAGCAGAGUGUAAGGAACUGGUGUGUGGAAUUUUGAGGUAGAAGAGGUAUUGCAGAGAAUUAUAAGGAAGCAGCAGACCCAGAAUAGCAUGGGAUGUAGCAGCAGUGUACUGUCGAAAGUACAGUCUGCAACAGAAGGAUUGCAGCAUGAUGUGUAUGUAUUGCAUGGCAUUCUUGUCAACUUCAUUCAGGACGUAGGGUAUUUUAACCGAGUGUGUGCACAUUGAAUGCAUCAAGCUCCAGUGGAAGACUGCAAGAAGGAGUGCACUGUGCACUGUCAUAUUUGCAACAGUAUUCCAUCAGAUUUUUGUGAGUUCAUUGUCACAGGAGGUGAGACAUUUUAGCAUACUCUAAAACAAAAUUCACCUGCAUGGAAUGGAAACACCCGCGUUUUCCACAGUUAGAAAGAUCAAGGUUAUGAGGUCUUCUGGCAAAGUGAUGGCCUUAUUGUUUUGGGAUCACAGAGAUGUGGCAGCCUCUUGUACAACCCUGAUAUGUUUACAUGUGGUAAUUACACUAAGUGUCCUGUAUUACCUCAGAAAGGUGUUCUGCUUCUGCUUGAUAAUGCACAGCUGCACUUCAACAUGCCAACCAAUAACUUUUCCAGCAUUUUCAGUGGAUGUUCAAGCAUUCUACAUAUAGCCCUGAUUUGGGACCUAGUGAUUACCAUCUUUUCCCAGCACUGAAGGACCAUCUCAGAGGUCAUAGGUUUCAAAUUGAUGACAUGGAAGCACCAGUACAGUGAUGACUGAAUUCAGGGGACAGACUUCUACCAACAGGAGAUAGAAAAACUCAUCCCAUGGUUUGCAGAGAUUAUGUUGAAAAGUAGUGGGAUGACAGUAUAAUUACCCUGAAUUUUUAAUAUCAGGGAUUGUAAUAUAAAACCUAAAAUUUUAUGUUUUAAACUUACUUUCUGACUGACUUUUGUGGUAGAACCCAGAGUGGCGUUGAAAAUGAUCCUUAACCAGAGCAGUCUAGUCUGUCAUCACAGUCUCCUUUCUCCCUAGUCUUCCAUGUGGGCAUUGUUCAAGAAUUAUCUGCACCUGCAUUCUGCAUACUUAUGUACAUUUACAGCUCCUCUUUUUAUCCAGAAUUGUAUUUUUUAACCCUACUAUCAGUGGCACCAAAAGGAUAACCAUAUAGACUUGUUGGUUUGGAAAUACUGGUGCCAUUCAGUAUAUAGUCCUAAGAUUAUGUACCUUUCCUUCAACUGCAUGAGAAUUGUUCUGUUUAUCUCCUUUCUUAAAGUGAAAUAUAUAAAACACGAUAUUAUAGAAGUUAUAAUAAUCUAUGUAUGAUCAGAUUUUGUAUAAAAAAUUUAGGAAAUUUUAAUAUUGUGGAAAAUUGAAUGGGUUUUUGUUCAGGAGGUGUUAUGCCAUGUCAUGACGAUUCACUGUAAAUGUAAAAGUUUCAAAUAAAAAUAAUUUUGAAAUAUA
Messenger RNA from Cryptotermes secundus, 4143 nucleotides. Its product is annotated as RNA-binding motif protein, X-linked 2. Gene Ontology annotation, molecular function: RNA binding. The record is from RefSeq and is a predicted model, not a curated record. Lineage: Eukaryota; Metazoa; Arthropoda; Insecta; Blattodea; Kalotermitidae. The transcript is spliced from 5 exons. Bases 202 to 1434 code for a protein of 410 amino acids. Gene Ontology annotation, cellular component: catalytic step 2 spliceosome; U2 snRNP; precatalytic spliceosome. Gene Ontology annotation, biological process: mRNA splicing, via spliceosome.